Scutellospora calospora is the source of this 191-nucleotide messenger RNA. The record is from the annotation of a GenBank genome assembly. Lineage: Eukaryota; Fungi; Glomeromycota; Glomeromycetes; Diversisporales; Gigasporaceae.
AGUUCCUCAAAUAGCAAUUAUUAACCUUAACUGUAUCAUCAGUGGAAAAAACCCUGAAAAUAAAACUUUUACAAUUGAGAUUUCUAAUGAUAAAAAGUAUAAAUUGCUCAAACAUACAGUAAAAAAAUGCUUGGCACCUUUAUUUGAUUCCAUCCCUUCUACUCAAAUUACCCUUCAUUCAUCUGCUGAUA